UGCUUCGGACAUGUCGGUUACUUAUAUACUUAGUCAUACUUGACGUACGCAGUAUUUAACCGGUUUUAUUUGCGUCGUACGAGCAAACAUCGUCGGUUACAAUGAAAGGUUCUUUUUGUGUUUUGUUUGUCGAAUGUGGAAUACUUUGUGUUGAAUGCUCAGUGUCGAAUCGUUUUCAACGUAUAUAGAAGAACCAGUCAGCUACGUGAUCCUAUUGAAUAUCAAACGAAUCAUUACAUAUAACCUUACUUCGAAUAGCGACAUAUGUUUCUGUUGAUAAUACUGUUUUGGUAUUAUUAUUUCAAAUUUAUAAAUUCUUUAAGUCAAACUAUCGGUAUUAACAAAAUUAAUUUAUAAAGAAUAUUACGUGGGAUUACUUUCUGUCAUAAAUGUAAAUUAUUAGUGAUGCCUUGGUUCUGUUGUUAAGUUGUUGAAAACGCGGGAAUAAUGUAACUUGCUGGUUUCCUCAUAGAAAUUGACGCGAACAUUUUAUUGGUGUUACAUUUUUAAAUGAUGUGUGUUUUAAUGUGAUUUUAAAAAAUCAUAUUAAAGAAAUUCUUGGAGUCAAUGAAUGAUGACAUGACACUGUUACGUCACAUAUUACGCCGGAUCGUCGCAUUUGGAUUUUAACAUUUUAAUUGAAAAUAUUUACUAUUUACACUGAUUUAUUUAUGAUAUAAAGAUAUGGGUCCUUAUUUAACACGAAAGCGUACUUUGUCGACAACAGAGUCUCAGAAAUCACAAGAGAAGAAGGAAACAUUGGUCACGAAAACAAUAUCAAAAUUGAAAUCAAAUACCAAGAAAGAAUCAGAAACAAAAGAUGGUCUUAGAAGAAAAAAUACAAGAGCAACUGCUUUAAAAAAUUCAUCAAUGAAAAAGCAAAUUGAUCAUUCAUCAGAAACAAUUAAAAAUGAUCAUAAAGAAGGUAAAAGGAUUACUAGAAGAAAAAUUAUUGAUAAGAAAGAACCUGAACCAGCUAUUGAAAUAGUGACAAAUAAUAGUUUAAGCACAAAUAAACAAGAACCAAAGAAUAUUAAGAGACGAAAAAUUAAGAAAACAUUAAACAAAAAUGUAUAUAAUUUAAGACAAACAUCGUUAAAAGAAUCCUUUCUAAAUCAGUCAAAAAAGAAGUUGUUGCGUGCUAGAGAAAAUAUAAAGUCAUCUGAAAAUGACUUGCCAUUGAUAACACAACAUCUUUCACCUAAGAAACAAAAUAGCGUAGUAUUGGUAAAGAAAUUGAGUACAAAGAAAGAAAAGGUGCCAGUUUACAAGUGUAUUUCACCUGAACAUCCUGUAAAAAAUACAAGUGAAAUAUAUGAAUUCAAUUUCGAUGUUAAUGAUUCUAAGGAAAGAUUACCUAGAAAACAAAGAAAACGAGUAAUCGCAAAGAAAACAUUACUACCCAAGAAAAAGAAAAUUAUUUCCAAAAAAUACAAUGUACAGAAUGUGGUGGAUCACAAAACAAAACCAAGUAAUGUUGAAUUUAAGAAAGGUAAUAUUAAAUCUACUAAUGUAAAACCCAAAGAAAGUGAUACUGGAUCUAUUAAUGGAGCACCUAAAGAGAGUAAUAUUGAAUCUACAGCAUGUACAGAAAGUAAUAUUAAAUCUACUAAUGUAGUGUGUAAAGAGAAUAACAUUAAACCUACUAGUGUUACAUGUCAAGAAGUUAAGGAAGAGAAACUUGAUCAGCCAUUACAAGUUAACAUUUCUAUGGAACCUUCAAAUGAAGUUCCAUUACCGGAAAAUGGUGAGAAGAGCAUCAUAAAUAAUACAAAGUUAAAUACAGAGCCAUUAGCACAUCCUAUAUCAGAUGGCACCAACACAGAAUCACCUGUAAAUAAUAUAAUUAAAAAACUAACAAUUGUAUCUACGCAAGACUUAAGUAACCAAAAAAUUUCUAUAAUGGAUAAUUCACAAUUCUCCAAAUCGAAUGAUUUUAAACCAUUUAGACCUACAAAUAUUUUUAAUAAUAAGUUAACAGUCCAUCAAAAAAAUUCAUUCAAUAAUUCAUUGUUUGAAAAAUCGUUGUCGCCCAUCACUAAAUUAUCAGAAAAUUGCGAGUAUAACAGCCCCUGGAGAGUACCACCUCCUUUGUUCACGUUUUCUCAAGUAAGAAAUGUGUUUCAAAGUACACCACAAAAUAAGAAAUAUGACAUUUUUAGAAAAACACUAUCACGGGUAACAAUGAAUGAAUCUAAGAAUAAUGAAAAUGCUGCAAGAGGAAAAGAUGUUUCAUUAAGGAACAAUGAAAAUGUGAGUCUAGAAGGAUAUAAAAAUACUAACUAUUCCAGAAAAAAGAAUUCUACAACAUCAAGAAAGUUCGGUACAGAAAUUACGAAUAUAGAUCAUUCUGUGCCAUCCAAUGUAGGGGAAGAAAUAAGAGAACGAAUAUCAAAUGAAAUAGAAAAUGUACAACCAAAUGUUCAAUCGUCGAAUAGGGUUAAUACUAGUGUAGAUCAUUUUUCUACACAUCAUAAUAUUGAAAAUAGAGUAAACAAUGUAAUCAAUCCUCGUUCACCUAAAAAAGUUGUUAAAAUAGACAAGAAUAAAAUUCGAAGUCCACAGAAGAUUGUAGAAAACAUACAAAUGCAUGAUCGAAAAGAAAAUUUGGAUCCUCAGCCUGGUCCAUCAGGUUUGCAAAAGAAUAGAGUUCUUAGUGAACAGAGGAAUGUAUUGAGGCAAUCAAACUUAAAUAACUUUUUAAAUAUCAUGGACAUGCCACAAAGUACGUCAUUUAAAACUGCUCAUGGAAUCUUUGAUGAUGGUCCAUCAACGCCAAUUAGUGCCAAAUCUACAAAACAAUCCAAUAAGUCUAAUUUAGAUGUACAGGAUGCAUUUGGUUUUAGCGAUGAUGAUUCUAAUGAGGAUAUAUCCCCUGUUAAACAUAAAAUCACAACAAAUGAAAGCCAAAAGAGGAAACCUUUUACAACAAAUUCAGAAAAUAAUGAAAAACUGUUUACUAAGUUCCCAAUGAGUAAAAUAGAAAAUAAAUUGUUAGUUAAAAACCCAUUAAGAGAUGUCACACCUGUAAAAGAUAUAAAAAAUGAAGAUGUAAUUAAAAAAGUACCUCUUAAGGCAAAACAAGAUAUGCACAUUGAUACUUCAAAUUUUUCCGAUACGUUUGAUGUUCUUUCUGAAAUGGGUGAAAGUUCAAUGGUAAAUACAUCUGAACUUCCAUUGUUUGUUGACCCAGAACCAUCCCAUUUUACUGAGCCUCCGAAACAUUCGUAUAAACGGAAACGUAAUGUAAAAUUCAGUUUUUCGGAUGAAGAGUAUGACGAAGAGGAGUUACCACAGUACGAAGUAAAACGCAUGAAAACACACAAUAUGAAAAAGAAUCAAGAGAAGAGAUUAAUUGAAUGGGUUGAGAACAUUAAUAAAACGUUUGAUGAGAUAGAUCAGUACGAGCUUUUGAUUGAAUAAAUAUACAACCACAAGAAUAGAAGACAUGUGACUAAUAGUAUUCCUAAGGAACCAGUAAGUGUAUGUUCUGAUUGUAUUUUAUAACAAUAACUUUUAACGUUUUUGAAUGCACAUAAAUGCCCAUUUUAGAUCUUAUAUAUGUAAAUAUUUUUUUGUAUUAAUGUAUAAAUUUACAAAGUAUUAUAAUGUGGCAUUUAAUAUUUAAUUUCUGUAUGUAUGUGAAGUAAGAAUAUCAAUUAUAUUUUGGUUUAUAUUUGAAGGCGAGAUACUAGUUUAUAUUGUAAACUUUAUGCUUUUAAUACGCGAAGGGAUUACAAAUUUUUUUUUUUAUAGUCGAUUAUAGAUUUCAAUAUUAAUACCGUGAUAUUAAAGUUGUAUCUUUUACAUGAUUAUACAUUUGCUAAGCAUAUAUGAAUGUAAAAUAAAAUGCAUCCAUUUAGA
Molecule: messenger RNA, 3864 nt
Organism: Nomia melanderi (Alkali bee)
Lineage: Eukaryota; Metazoa; Arthropoda; Insecta; Hymenoptera; Halictidae
Source: RefSeq, a predicted model, not a curated record